Molecule: messenger RNA, 1635 nt
Organism: Adineta ricciae
Lineage: Eukaryota; Metazoa; Rotifera; Eurotatoria; Adinetida; Adinetidae
Source: the annotation of a GenBank genome assembly
AUGCAAACUGAUGUAUCGAAUGUCAAUGUUGAUAGAGAACAUUUCUUAUCGGCUCUCGAAAUCUAUUUAUAUAAACCACAUGUGGUAAAUAAACGCGUAACAACUGUUCGAUUUGCCUUGGCAUUGACUCGUCAGGAUCGAAUUUACUCAACAGAACGAAAUGUUGUGGAUAAACGAACAUUGGUAUCGAAGAAUCCGAGAAUCUAUCAUGAUCAAGAUGAAUAUGUGCUGUCCGAUGAGACAUCAUUUGAAUUUCGUCCCAUAAAAUCGAAUUCAACCGAAACAAAAUCGUGCAGUGUUGAAUUACCCGUCUAUCGAUUUGAUUUAUUAACUAAUGAGAACACAGUUCGGUUGACCGCGCAUGGCGAUCAAUUGAAUAAGGAAAUUCUAUGGUUAAAAGAUGUUUUGCUAUCAAAAAUAGUCAAAUGGGGUCAAAACGAUAUCGAGAAUAGUACAGAAAAUACGACAUUGAAAUUGAUAUCGAUUGAGGAAUAUCAACGUGAAUAUGAACGCUUAAAAGUCAAAUACGGAAAAUACUUAACUGAGCAUUGGUGCGAAAAUACCGAUCCUCAAAAGCAUGUCUUUGAAGAUUUAGGUAUUGCAAGUUAUCUGUUAACCUACUGCCGACAAUAUGCUUCUUCGUUUGCUAAACCGAUUAAGUUUCUCGACCUCGGCUGUGGUAAUGGACUAUUGGUAUAUAUUCUUGCAUCCGAAGGCUAUGCCGCACUAGGGAUCGACAUGCGUUCUCGUCGCUCGUGGUCUUUGUUCGGUACGUCGUUUUAUCAGCAAUCGCUGAUUGAUCCGCAAUCGUCUAGUUUACAUCAAUUCAUUCGUUCAAAUCAGUAUACGAUUCUGAUUGGAAACCAUUCCGAUGAAUUAACACCAUGGUUGCCGGUUUUAGCUCGGCAAUGUUAUUGCAGUGUAUUUCUUUUGCCGUGUUGUUUUUACGACUUUAGUGGAAAGAAAUUCGUGAGUGGCAAGCAUGAUCAAUCGACGCAAUAUGAACAGUAUCUUAACUACGUACAGACAAUAGCUACGAUUCUAAAUUUCGAUAUUAAAAAAGACAAAUUACGAAUUCCAUCGACGAAAAACAUUUGUUUUAUGUUACAUGACAAAGAUGACGAAAGAUCAUCCGAAUCAAUUCGGCAAUGUCUAUUAGAUCAAUUCAGUAUUGAUAUCAAUCUUGAACAUGCUCAACCACGACUUGUCAAUCAUUCAUCCUCGGUAACAAAAUCAAAACCGACUUUCUAUUCAACAAAAUUUGCCAUUAUUCAAAUACUUUUUCAAUAUCUUGUUAACAGCAAUACUUCGUUAACAUUAUCAGCUGCUUAUGAUCUAGUACCCGAUGAACUUCGCGAAGAGCUCAAAUCGGAAAAUGGAGGUUUGAAAUCGAUCAUUCUUUCCUAUCGUCAUGCACUCUGUUUCGAUCCGCAAACAAAACUGAUUAGUCUGACUAAUCCACAAACAAAUGCAAUUGUCGAAAAGCAGAAACAGUCAUCGAAGAUAACUAUUCGAACUAAACCUUGUUUUUUCUAUACCUUUCAUCCAAAUGGUUGUCCAUUAACGGAUGAACAGUGUGCUUUUUCUCAUUGUAGUAUUCCAAAAGAUCAACAUAAACAUUUCAAGCAAUCUUAA